Messenger RNA from Acanthamoeba castellanii str. Neff, 357 nucleotides. RefSeq lists its product as uncharacterized. Lineage: Eukaryota; Discosea; Longamoebia; Acanthamoebidae. The coding region runs from base 1 to 357 and encodes 118 amino acids. The record is from RefSeq and is a predicted model, not a curated record. The transcript has 4 exons.
AUGAGCAACAACCUUACCCAGUCCACAAGUGGCAUUCUGUCCAUGGUAAUGACCUGCCACAAUGCAGCUGAGCUUGCCAAGUGGAUGGUUAAGGAACUGGAGUGGAAGAAGUGGAAGGAGAGUGACCUCAAGAAGAAGAGCCUUGGUGAACUUCAAAACAUGUGCAUGAAUUACUUUGCAAGUGUGGCAGAGGUGGAGAAGAACAAGGCAAAACUGACUGAAUUGACCAUACCUGAGACUCAAGAGCAAGAAGCCGAAAAAAAUAGCACCACUGGAGCCAGCUCCACCACAGAGAUGUCACAAGAUUUGCUUGGAGCACCUGAGCCUAAACAAGACCUGCCAGUGAGGAGCAAGUAA